Molecule: messenger RNA, 1394 nt
Organism: Suillus paluster
Lineage: Eukaryota; Fungi; Basidiomycota; Agaricomycetes; Boletales; Suillaceae
Product: malate dehydrogenase
Exons: 6
Coding region: 1-1020 (339 amino acids)
Biological process (GO): tricarboxylic acid cycle; carboxylic acid metabolic process
Cellular component (GO): mitochondrion; cytoplasm
Molecular function (GO): L-malate dehydrogenase (NAD+) activity
Source: RefSeq, a predicted model, not a curated record
AUGCUCGCCCGCUCUGCAGUCCGUGUUCUUGCCACCAACUCCCGUACCUUCUCUUCGUCUGCUGCAAGGCUGACGAAAGUUGCCGUCCUCGGCGCUGGCGGAGGCAUUGGACAACCACUAUCACUCCUUCUUAAGACUGACCCCCUCGUCACUUCUCUCAGUCUCUAUGAUAUCCGUGGCGCACCCGGUGUCGCAGCAGAUGUAAGCCAUGUUGACGCUCAUAGCGAGGUCAAAGGUUACCCUGCUGACAAGCUCGACGAGGCCCUUGAUGGCGUCCAAGUCGUUGUUAUCCCUGCUGGUGUUCCAAGAAAGCCUGGUAUGACCCGUGACGAUCUAUUUAAUACCAACGCUUCCAUUGUCCGCGACCUCGCAGCGGCGAUUGGCCGUGUCGCCCCUACUGCCCACAUUCUCGUCAUUUCCAAUCCGGUCAACUCCACUGUCCCGAUCGUUGCCUCCACUCUCAAGAAGGCUGGCGUUUACAACCCUGCACGCUUGUUCGGUGUAACGACCCUUGAUGUCGUCCGUGCUGCUCGCUUCACCGCUGGUAUUGCAGGCGUUAAGCCCGCGGACACACCCAUAACUGUUGUCGGUGGCCACAGUGGCGCGACGAUCGUGCCUCUACUCUCGCAGAACGCACACGGAAAGGCUAUUGCAGGCGACAUUUACAAGGCUCUUGUCCACCGCAUCCAGUUCGGUGGUGACGAGGUCGUGAAAGCUAAAGAUGGAGCUGGUAGCGCCACCCUCUCGAUGGCAUAUGCUGGUGCCAAAUUCACCAACUCUCUGUUACGGGGCUUGAACGGUGAGAAAGGUGUCAUCACGCCUACCUUUGUCGAGAGCCCUCUGUACAAGGACCAGGGUAUCGACUUCUUCUCGUCCAAUGUGGAGCUUGGCGUCAAUGGUGUCGAGAAAAUUUACCCACUCGGGCCUCUCUCCACUGAAGAAGAGAAGCUAAUGGAGGCCUGCUUGCCUGAACUCAAGAAGAACAUUGAGAAAGGCAAGGCAUUUGUUGAGAGCCCGUAGAUUGGUUGGUUUUAGAUUUACCGUCACUCAAUACUUUUGCAUUAUGCAUGACUAAUUUAGAGCUCGCGCAUAAACGAACGUGUUGUACAAUGCCUCCCUGUCAGCUACUUACCGAGGGUGUCAUUAGUGUGCACAAGUUGCGGCAAACUGCAGGCACAUUGCUGACAGCCCUGAGUAUAAGGGUCAGUGGCGUGUAUAUAAUAGCCGCUGCGUUCUGUCGUGAUGCAAAAGUGAGGCGCCUUGAAUCAAUGUUGGAUCAACAGUUAAAGGUCUUUGACCCUUGCUUGGCUUGAUGGCACGUUUGAUCCUGAUAGUGACCGACUUGAUGAAUUGUGUCAACAGCGCUUUACGUGAUGGGGCCCCUGGUUGGAACU